Molecule: messenger RNA, 3267 nt
Organism: Scatophagus argus
Lineage: Eukaryota; Metazoa; Chordata; Actinopteri; Scatophagidae
Product: RNA-binding motif, single-stranded-interacting protein 3-like
Exons: 14
Coding region: 1240-2523 (427 amino acids)
Cellular component (GO): ribonucleoprotein complex; nucleus; cytosol
Molecular function (GO): poly(A) binding; poly(U) RNA binding; mRNA 3'-UTR binding
Source: RefSeq, a predicted model, not a curated record
ACACAUCACUACCACCGCCGCUGCCACCACCACCACACACAUACACACACACACACACACACACACACAUACACACACACACUCAGUGUGACGGCUGCCAGGCGCUGUGGGAAGCAAGCCGUCAGGGAGAAAGCUUGAGAAGAAAGAGAGGGAUUGCAGAGGGGAAGAGAAGAAAAGAGAAGAGAGUUGAAGGAGGCACCUUGUGGAUCAGAAGGGAUUUUCCUCUGUGUGAGUGCGCGUCUGGAUAAGGCUAUCUGCUCCUUCCUGAGCGUGAGGAGUUUUUACCGAGGCUUUUUCUUUUUUUGCUCAUCCUCCACGCCGGGCUCCAGCGAUAUCUACCUAUCUAUCCCCAGAGCUUAACAAAAGAGGGAGGGAGUGAGAGAGAGUGAGAAAAAAAGCAGUCACAGCUUCAGCUCCAGACCACCCUCUCUCCUCCUCCUCCUCCUCCUCCUCUCUUCCUCUCCUUCUCCUCCUCUCUCCAGCUCCACAUCCAUUUGUGAGUUCAUCGCUGAUUUAACUGUCUUGUGAGGAUAGAGCAGAGGACGGCGUGUGUUCUCCAGGAUACAGCCGAGCCCCCGGAGGGAUUAAGGUCUCGUCUCGUGUGAGAAAGAAGGAGGAAGAACGAGACAGGGAAACGGAUACACCGGAAAAGAGACGGAGAAAGACAAGAGUGAGAGACGCCGGAAAGCAAAUUGAGGGGCAUGUUCAGGGCAGCAGAGAAGAAAAAGAGUGAGUCUGAUUUUUAGAGCGGAGAGUGCAAGAAACCGGCAACCAGAUCCCAUCCAUUCCUUUCUCCUCAUCCUCGUCUUCUUCCCUCUCCUUUUAACCUCUCUCUGUCCUGCUCUUCAGUCCCCCCCUAUUGUUUCCUCUAUUGCCUCCUACUAUCCUUUCAUAUCUUCUUUUCCUCCCAGUCCACCUCCUUCUCCCCCAGCUCUGUUUUUCCUGCCACUCCGGAUUCUCUCUGUCUCUCUUUCCAGACCCUCGGGGAGAAUGUUUUUGUGAGGUUCCCUGUGAGCUCCCAGACAAGUAGACAGACUAUAAUCCCAAGUACUAUCUACCCUUCUAUCCAUCCCUUCCUCUGUGCGUUUAUCACACACGUCAGUUAGAAGAGAACGUUCUCUCUCCUCCGCUCUUGAGAACAGUCGUCUGACGGAUCCAGACCAGCCCCUUGAAGUGAACAUAACCCACCUGCGAGCUUCUAUCUCCAGCCUCCAGAACCUUCAAUUGGAUUCCAGCUACAUGGGAAAACGUUUGGAGCAGCAGCCAAUGUACCCCCACUACACCUACUAUUACCCCCACUAUCUCCAGACCAAGCAGCCCUAUGCCCCUCCCCCUCCACCCAUGGCUCCACCUAGCCCUGGCACCACAGGAGGAGGAGGAGGUGGAGGUGGAGGUGGAGGCCAUGGAGGUGGGCUAGUGGAGCAGCUUAGUAAGACCAACCUGUACAUCAGAGGUCUGCCGCCGGCCACCACUGACCAGGACCUCAUCAAACUCUGCCAGCCCUAUGGGAAGAUUGUGUCGACAAAGGCCAUCUUGGACAAGAACACCAAUCAAUGCAAAGGCUAUGGCUUUGUGGACUUCGACAGCCCUGCAGCAGCCCAGAAGGCUGUGGCCUCGCUCAAAGCCAGCGGAGUCCAGGCACAGAUGGCAAAGCAACAAGAGCAGGACCCCACCAACCUUUACAUCUCGAACCUGCCACUGUCCAUGGACGAGCAGGAGCUGGAGAACAUGCUGAAGCCCUUUGGCCAUGUCAUUUCAACUCGGAUACUGAGGGAUGCCAAUGGCCUGAGCAGAGGAGUCGGCUUUGCUAGGAUGGAGUCGACAGAGAAGUGUGAUGUGGUGAUACAAAAUUUCAAUGGGAAAUUCUUGAAAACUCCUCCAGGCAUGACAGCCCCUGCAGAGCCGUUGCUGUGCAAGUUUGCUGAUGGAGGCCAGAAAAAGAGACAGACCCAGGUCAAAUAUCCCCAGAAUGGACGACCGUGGACACGGGAAGGAGAGAGUGGUAUGGCAUUGACAUAUGAUCCCACUGCGAUGCAGAAUGGGUUCUACUCCUCACCGUAUAGCAUCUCCACAAAUCGGAUGAUUGCACAAACGUCUAUCACACCCUUCAUCGCUGCCUCUCCUGUCUCUUCAUAUCAGGUCCAGAGUACAUCUUGGAUGCCACAUCAGCAGUAUGUUAUGCAACCAACGGGUGCUGUGAUCACCCCAGCUGCGACCAUAGAGCCCAGUUUGUCUCUUCACCCCUCCAGUGUAAUGGCUCCUCUCACCCAGCAGAUGAACCACCUGUCUCUUGGCACUACGGGCACUUACAUGCCUGCUGCAGCUGCUGCUCCUAUGCAAGGAACCUACAUUCCCCAGUACACUGCAGUGCCUGCCUCUGCCAUCACAGUGGAAGGCGUGGUGACAGACCCAUCUCCACAGACAGCUGCCCCCUCCUCACAGGACACCACUGGGCAGCAGCCUUUAUCUGUGGAGAAUACAGGAGAUCAUGCCACAGCCUACUCUUACCAGCAGUCCAAAUAACAAGAUUGGGAAGAAUCAUUGCUGCAUUGCCUUUCGAAGGACUGCACUGAGGCGCUGGAGACAGAGAGAGAAUCAAAAUGAAACUGGGACAAAAAGAGGUGACAUGGGCAACACUGAGGAGAGAAUGCUUCCACUGUGCACAGGCACCAAAUAAAUGACAAAAUGAAGAAAAAAAAUCAAUUAUAUUUCUUACCUGGAUCAACCAAGGAAAAGACAGAGGAGAAACGAAUUGCUGAACUUCAGGACAGUGAAAUCAAACGCAGUCUGCAACUUUGAGUUUAUCAUUUCUCACUGUGAGACUGGACUUUGCCUCCAAAGGAAAAAGAGAAGACAUAGACUGAAAUCUAAACUCAACCAACAAGCUGUACAGAAAAAAAGAACAUUUGAAUGUGCAGGUAGAUUUUCAGACUUUUUUAUUAAAAAAAAAUAAAUAAGGAAGCAAAGUCUAGAGAAAAAAAACAGAUUGUCUUCCUUUGAUAUUAAGCUACAUUAUUUUCAUUCUUUUUAUUAUUUGAGUAGUUUUCUAGAAUAUCAAUGUUUUCGUAAAUCUUUAUUGCCUUAAUUUUCUCAAACUUUGGGAAAAAAGUUUCCAUAGUGUUGAAUUAUCAAAAAUAGAAAAAAAAGACUGAGUGGUUGAAUGAUUUGAAAGGUUCUUGGAGAGCCUUGGAGAUGAAAUCAAAACUACAAAACUAUCUGUACAGGAUAAAAAAAAAAACUUAAGGUUGUAUUUGUAUGACAAUGAUU